Molecule: messenger RNA, 8780 nt
Organism: Culex quinquefasciatus (southern house mosquito)
Lineage: Eukaryota; Metazoa; Arthropoda; Insecta; Diptera; Culicidae
Gene: Hrb27C
Product: heterogeneous nuclear ribonucleoprotein 27C
Exons: 2
Coding region: 525-1733 (402 amino acids)
Molecular function (GO): RNA binding
Source: RefSeq, a predicted model, not a curated record
UCGCCUCACCACACUCAUCAUAGCCUACCUACAUGUUAUUUAGAUUUCUAAGAAGUUUAAUCUUUUUUAGUUUUCUAAUUAGUAUUUAAGGCAUUAUUAAGGUUAAAUCAGAGAUUUAAGUACAAUAAUUUUAAUAAUUGAAACGUAAAGAAGCAGAUACCGAUAAAAUAUAGACAGUAAGUAAGUUAGUUUUACGGUAAUUUGCAAAAAUAUUCCGGGCAAAAGUGUUUGGCUGCGAUCGCGGAGCAAGUUUACGCCCACACUCGCUGCUCACACAGACACGAGACCGCGCGCACCCGGUUGUCCCGCUUCUCUCUCCUUCGCGCUCGUCGUGGUGUCAAAGUGACGUCGUCCUAACGUCGUCGGUGUGGAUUAUUUCUUAAGGUGGUUCAACUCUAACCAAAAUCUCCGGGUUUUGUCCGCGCGCACCGCCGUACGGGAAGCUAGCCAAAACGACGUCGUUUACCGGAAGAGGUGGUCCCCCAGCAGGAGUGGUAGCAGCGGCGACGGCAGGAAUCGGCAGGAUGCAUCCUGGGUCGAAGAAGAUGAACGCGGCGGAACUGGAUGACCACGAGAAGGGGAAGCUCUUUGUCGGGGGGCUGUCCUGGGAGACGACCCAGGAGAACCUGCAGCGUUACUUUGGCCGGUACGGGGAGGUGAUUGACUGUGUGGUGAUGAAGAACAACGAGACGGGACGUUCCCGUGGGUUCGGGUUUGUGACGUUCGCGGAUCCGGAGAAUGUGGAGCGGGCGCUGGAGAAUGGGCCGCACACGUUGGACGGGCGGACGAUCGAUCCGAAGCCGUGCAAUCCGAGGUCGCUGCACAAGCCGAAGCGGACGGGCGGAUACCCGAAGGUGUUUUUGGGGGGACUGCCGCCGAACAUUACGGAGACGGAUCUGCGCAGCUUCUUUAGCCGGUACGGGAACGUGAUGGAGGUGGUCAUCAUGUACGACCAGGAGAAGAAGAAGAGCCGUGGCUUUGGGUUCCUGUCGUUUGAGAACGAGGCCGCGGUGGAGCGCGCAACGGCGGAACACUUUGUCAACAUUAGCGGCAAGCAGGUCGAGAUUAAGAAGGCGGAACCGCGCGACGGAAGUGGCAACAACAACAGCAUGAACGCGGACUCGUACCAGUGGGGAUCGCCGCAGGCACCUCCGAUGGGCAACGGCCAGAUGGGUGGACCCCCCAUGAACAUGCAGUCGAACAUGAUGCAGGGCUACCAGGGUUGGGGCGCGUCGCAGCCACAGCAAGGUUACGGCGGUUACGGAGCAUCGGCUGGGGCGGCCAACGCGUACCAAGGCUGGGGAGCACCUCCGCCGCAGCAGUGGGGCAACUACAACGCAACGCCGCAGCAAACCCAAGGCUACGGAGGGUACGACAUGUACAACAGCUCGGGAGCUUCCGGUGCCGGAGGUUACGGCUCGGGCAACUGGAACUCGUGGAAUAUGCCGCCGAACACGGGCUCAACCGGCUCCGCUGACAUGUACUCGCGGCCACAGUCCGGCCCCACAGCCGGUCCCGCUGGAACGGCUGGACCCACCGCCGGAGGACCCUCCAAGCCCGGCUCCGAGUACGGAGGCGGUUCGGCGUACGGUUCCGGUGCGGCCGGCGGCUACGGCGGAUACUACCAGAACGACCAGAACACAGCGGCCGCCGCAGCGUACACCAACCGGCCCAGGUCGGCCUACGGCGGCGGCAACGAUGCCUCCUCGCAGCCACCCUAUCCAGCAUUUUGAGAGACGAUGACGACGACGAGCAGGAUGCCACCGACGCCGCAGCAGCCGCAGCCGAUGCUUUUUGCGCAGCCCCAACAACAACAACAACCAACAACUUCGGCCGCGGGUGGCGCGGCGUCCGGCGGUUCCUCCUUCGACCGUAACAGUAGCUUGAUUGGAACGAAAUCGUAAACGUAAGCGAGCGAGCGAGCGAGAGGAAGAAUAUUAUUUCUUAUUUUUUAAACUUGAAGUAAAGCUAAAACAACCCUAAUUAUACAUAUACACAUUACAUAAGAAGAAGAAGCACUAUCUAAGUAAAGAGAGAGAAAACGAGAGAGAGAGAGGUGGAAGAGGAAGAAAACAAUUAUACAUAUAUUAUUAUUAUUGAAAGAAUAAAGCGCGAACCCGCAGAGAGAAGUUUAAAAACAACCACUCAAACAAAAAAAAAACCCAAAAUUGGAACCUUAUAUGAUGAUAAAAAGAAAAUAAGCAUAAUAAACACACAAACAGACAAACAAACCAACACACACACAUCUAUCUAAUAAAGCAAAACAAAAAAAAAAAAAAUAACCUUAUUAAAUUAGUCGUAGGAGUGAAGCAAACUUGAAGACCCGGGGGAGAGAGAGACAUUGUUCAAACUAUUGAUAUAAACUUGAAGUAAAAAUAAAGUAAACAAAAAAGAAAUCUUUGAAACGUCAAAUCAACUUGUUCAGAAGUUAAUAACGAGAGAUCACGUAAACACACUUACACACACACAAAACAAGAAAAAAAAAACAAACCUUCGACUUAGAGUCUAAUUUCGCCCUCUUCAAAAUUUGGAACACCCUACACUGCAACGACGAGGCAAGACAGCGAGCGAGAGAGCUUUUCUCAAAUUCUGAAGUUUCGCUCUCGAGGGGAGAGAGAGUGCACGCUCAACGGUCAUGUAUGUUUUUUUACUGAAAUCGAGUCAAAGUCGAACUUACUUUGAAGUUUGAUAGAAAAACACUAAAAUUUUAUUUGAAUUUUAAGUGAAAAUCAGUCAAAACUGGGAAGGAUUGAUCUUGAAAAAAAAUAUGAUUGAAAUUAACUUAGAAAUGUGCUAUUUCGAAUGAAGCGAGGGUAACUUUCUUGCUCAAUGUCAAGCUGUCGAACUACUCAUAUCUGAGUGAGUUUUCAAUCAAAUUGAAUCAAAUUCGAACUUUCUAAGAAAUUUCACGAAAAUUUUCAAUGAAAUUCACUCAAAUCUGAUCAGGAUCAAUCUUGAACGAAAUCUGAUUGAAAACAAGUCAGAAAUGUGCUAUUUCGGAUGAGUGUGCAGUGAAGAGAGAGUCACUCUCUUGCUCAUUGUCUAACUUUUUAAUUAUUCCCAACUAAGUUUUUUUCUACACAAAUCAAAUCAAUGUCGAACUGACACAGAAAACAGACAAAAACAAAUUUGAGUGUUUUUUUUACUAGAUAAAAAAAAGUGAAAUUCACUCAAAAAUGAGCAGAAUAAAUCUUGACGAAAUCUGAUUUAAAUUAACGCAGAAACGAGCUAUUUCAGAUGAGCGUGCAGUGAAACGAGAGCGCAGCACUCUUGCUCACUGUCUUGCUGUCGAGCCCCUCACCUUCUUUCUCACGGUUAGAACAAGAAAAUCUGAGCCGACGUCAAAAUCACUCAGGCUUCGUCAAAUCUGCGCCUACUCAUUUGUGAGAUUGGAGGCAAAUGUCAGAUUCGAGCGAGUUUCUCUCAAAAAAGUUUGAGUGACAUUUCGCAUUUUCUGACAGUUGACUCUGCACUCAACUUUGAAAUAGAGCAGAUUUGAGCAAAUCUGAAAGAUUUUGAGUAUGGUGUCAAGUGGUUAAAAAAAAUCGUAAAAAACUGUAUCGCUGAGGAAACAAAUUAAAACAAUUUAUUUCUUUUUCUUAACAACAAAAAAAAAUCGUUACACACACAAAAAAGAGCAACACACACACAUACAACUUGUUUUUCUUUUUCUAGAACGGAACGAUAAGGAUAUACAUUACUAUACUUAAUCAGGUACCCAUAAUAAUAGCGGAAACAAAAUCGAAGAAAAACUUUACCAACGGGAAAGAUUCUACACUGUGUGGAAAAUGUUGCGCGCGUUUUUUUUAAGGUUAAAAAGUGGCUGUUUCACGUUUAAUUUUCGCAGAAAAAAACCUUAAUCUAAACUGUUUCGUUAAUUUUUCGAUUAAGCCUUACACCGUAAGAAUCACAACACACACAACUGAUGAUGAAAGAGACUCAGAGCUAAAGCCUGGUUUUAUUUUUUAAGUUUUUCCUUAUUUUUUUGGGCUGCGUUCGCGAUUUAAAGAUGAAAUCUUUUGAGCGAGCGCGGAAAAUUUAACUUUAAAUUUGUGCGUAAAAGGUUAAAAAUCAAAUCGACUCUUAGAGGUAUUUUUAAAAUUUAACAUUUAAUGAAAUGAGCGAGAGGGAGAGAAACUUGUGCAACCUCUCGCCAGUAAUCUUAGGGAAAAGUAACUAAAAAAAUAGAGAGGAUGAGUAACGUUAACUUUUUAUGUUUUUCUGAGAAACUAUGUAACGAAGAAAACUCCUUGAUCAGUCGUCGCGUUUAAGCCUAACUUAAGAAAGAGAAUUAAAAAGGGGAAAUAGCGGGAAAUGUAAAAGAGAAGAUUUGUUUUUUUAAUUAACAUUAACGAUAACACGAUGAAGAGAUAUAGCAACAUACAAAAAAAAAGCAAAAAACACAGGCUAAGAGAAAUAAGAACAGAGAGACAGAGCAAAAUCUAGCGAAUAAUUAUUAUGGGUAAGUUUGAUAAAACGUAAGCGUAAAUCACUACACAAAACCAACAAAUUAGACAAGAGAGAAUUAAAGAAAAAGGCAGGAACUGAAAACUCCCCCUGUUUUUUGUAAGGACAAACCCCCUUUUAGAGCCAAGCUAAACUACAAGUUUAAAGUUAUUGAAGAAAUAAGAAGAAUAAAAAAAAAACAAGAUUAAGAUUCGUAGCCGAGUCGAGUAAUACUUUCACCUGAUUAGUAAAACCAAGUAAGCAAACCGCAUUAAGCAACAUGAAACAAACAAAAGAAAGAGACAAAAAUCGCAGUCAAAAUAGUACGUUUCCUCGUGGUUUUGUUUUCCAACGAAAGAGAAAGCUAGAAAAAGAAAUAAGUUACUUCUAAUUCUAAUCUAAAAACAAAAACAAAAAAGAGAGAAUCCUUUAUUAAACAAGAUAUGUAAAAAAACCUCUAUUAACAAAAAGCCGAUACACAUUGCGAACCGCAUUCAUUGAAUAUAUCACUGACGAUAAAGUAUAAUGAGACACAACUUAUGAUAAAUGAGAGAAAAAAAAACCGAACAGUUUAAGAGAGUUAAAAAAAGAGAAGUGGAUCAGCUUUCCCUUUUGUGUGUUUAUUUUUUCUUUUCUUCGUCGGGACUUGUACAAAGAAAGAGUGUUUAAAAGCAAAAAAAAAAAAUCAUUUUCUUACCUGUAAUUCUUCGGCUUUUUUGUUUUGCAAGAGAAAAACAACCCGCGCACUCGAGAGUUAAAUUCAAACUAAACAAUCAUAGUAACCUUAUAAUAAAACUCAUAUUAAAAACAAAACAAGCAAAUAGAGCAGAAACUUAGCAUGCGUAGGCGUUCUGGCGGGCAAGCCAACUUUUGUGAAAGGGUGACAGAAAUUUAUCUUUUUUUUACUUACAUUAUUUUUUGUAUUCAAACAUAUUAUAAUCGUCAUUAUUAUUAUUAUUUUCUUGUCUUCUUUAUAAUAAAACAAAACAAAUCAUUAUUUUGCUUGACCAAGCAGUAGUAAUUAUAAUCGUUUAUAUUUUUCUACCCCCCUUUGCCAGGAUAAUUAUAUUCUGAAUCUUUUAUUCCUGUUCACUUCGAAGUAAAAGAAGACCUAAUAAAAAUGCAAAAAAAAAUCGUUUUGUUUUUUACUUUUUUUUCAUUAUUAUUUGAGAACAUCUAUCCCUUUCAUUUUUACCUUCAUUUCUUGAUUUCUGUUUGUUUCCUUUUCAGUUUAAUCUCAGAAGAGCAGUUUUCUCUAGAAUGACCAAUUAUUGCAACAUUAGUUUGUUCAUACCAAACCUGAGACAGUUUUGACAGCUGCCCAAACAAAAAUGCCAACAAAAUUUAAAAAAAAUCGCUAUCUGACCGAUUUGGUGCCCUGGGAAAAAAUUUCUUAGGCGAUUUCAGUGAAUAAGGCAUUCUAGGCCCAGUUUUUUUAAAUAAAAUUUAACUCAAAAAUGACGAACGUGUCCUGAUGCAAACAAUAGAGGUUUCUACAUGCGCAUGUAUAGAGUUAUCUACGUGCGCAUGUAUUGCGUGUACGUACACAAAAAAGAUUGAGGUUAAAUUUUGUCCGGCCAGCAAAAUUAAAUGGUGCGCUAGUGUGCGUACGCGAAACGUCAUAAAGCUAUAUUAGUGUUGAGACAUAAAAACCAAAAAAUAAAUAAAAUGAAAAGGCAUUUCUGUUUUGUGCGUGAAAAUUAGAGGUUAAAUUUUUUUAGAGUGUAAAUUUUUUUCGAAGCAUUUUUCUAUGAAAAGCUGUCAAAGUUGUAUGAACUAUAUGAUGCAAAUGGAUUAUUUGGUCAAAGAGAAAGUACUCAAAAAAUUCCAGACGAAUCAUCUGCCGAUAAUGUUUUGUAAACAAAGAGCUAAAUCUCAAUGCAAACGUCGAGGUGAACAUCCUCUGACGUGAAAAAAUUGUUAGUUUACUAACUAACAAUGGCCGAUUUAAAACUAUUUGCUUGAAAUUAUCAUUGUUGCGAACUUUGGAGUCACAGAGCAUUGCUCAGCAGGCUGCGUGGCUGCCAACCACGCGGAUUGACUAAAAUCACAUGGCCAACAAGCCACUUGGCUCAACGCAGUUGACAGUUGGCAUGGCAGAAAAAGGAGUCACGUGGUCAAAGGUAACUAGAUUGUAGCAGGUCAAAAGGAGUGGAAUUUUUUAAAGUUUGUAAUUGUUGAAAUAAUUUACCUGAAAACUACCCGAAAUUAUUGAUCUAAAGGGUAGAAACAUUUUUUUAAUUUCUUUUGUUUACUAAAUAUGAGUUAUUUUAAAAUUCCAGGGCGUAACAAUUCUUCCCAAUUUUAAAUCUUCUUAAGUUUGAGGUAAUUUUUAUUCACUUACCUGUUUAAACUCAGCUUCAGUUUCGAUCAAAGUGCCACAAAAUGUUUCAAAUUGUUUAAACACGCUUUAAGAGAACAACUGCUGCUUUCGCUGGAGGCUGCUGCAACCAAAAUGUAAUUUAGAGGCAAAUGCAAAAAACAAAGUAAAUCACACACACUUUAGUAUCAAUACACAAAGAAAUUGAAAAGACUGGUAACUAACAACAUUUGAAUUAAGAGGCAGGAAGGCAGUUAUGUAACAUACUAGGGUGAAAAAAACACAAAACAAAAAAAUGUCGACUUAAGUUGAGGAUCAUGUUCUGCAUUUUUUCAGGAUAAAACGAGUGUAAGUUUCUCGUGCAACGAGACGAUCUUUGUUAAUAAUACGCGAAUCCCCAGGAAAGGAAUUUCCCCCGUAUGUAUUGUUGAGAGAAAGUUUUUCCUUUUUGCAAAAAGAAUAACAAAAAAAAAGUUGCUAAUAUGGCGCUCUAGAAGAUAAAGAAAUCCAGCUUAGAACGUAAGUUACUGAUAUAUCAUCCCAUAAGACAACAUCGCGCUAGUGUUCGAGAUUUUCGAAGACGGCCUGCGCGUUUCGAGAAUGUAUGAAGUUUGAUGCCCUUUUUAUGUGAGACACGGUAAGUUUUUUAAAUUAAUCCACGCAAAAAAAAAAAUACAGUGUAAAUUUAUAAAUUUAGUACGAGCAGAGGGCGGAGGGUAAGCGUAGUGUACAACAGCAAAACUAAAGUUAAAGUUAAAAAGAAAACAAACAUUUUAUCUGCAAAUUAUAGGCCAAAUCCACCAUCAUCUUAAGGAUUAGAUUAGUGAAUAGACAGAACAAGUCGAAAUAGUGAUUACAGCCAGCAAGCAGCUCGCAGCGAACUCUUGAAAGUGUGUGUGUGUGUGAAAAUCGUAUCGGUUACAGAAAUGUUACAACCUGCGGGGAAGAAUUGUUGCACUAUUUCUUUGUCGAGUCCCGAAAAACGACGAACUCUCUGAACCCCACUUUUCGCUGUCCACUAAAUCCCAUCGUACAGUAUUGAUCAGUGUGUAAGUUCCGUACAAUAAAACCAGUUUUUCUGAUAGUUUCCUGCAGACAAGAAAAAAAAAUACCUGUGUAAAUUGUUAUCUUAGAGUGUAUAGCCGUUACAAAAUGAUGAAAUCUGGGAUAGAAUCAAGCAAAAGAGAGAAAAAAAAAAACAAAAUUAAGUAAGAGGUAAACAUUUUUGAAGGAGUAUGAUUAUUCUUUAAUUUAACAUUGCCUUAUUAACUAUAAAGAAAGAAACUACAAAACAGAGAUGACGUGAAAACCAGUUUAAGAGAAAUAAAAAAAAUACAAUGCAAAUUACAUUUACAUAACACUUAAACACACUGAAAAAAACACAGUAGUGAACAGAAAAAUUACGAGCAAGUGGCGAUGUGGGAAAACAGAUUUAAACUAUACUCUUAAUUUAACGGCUAACGGAAAACUUGAAUCGCAAUGGAUAAAAGGAAAAGGGAAUAAAAAACACAUUCACACUGACACGUUAAAUAACAUAAAGUACCGAACAAAAAAUAAAGAACCAUUGAGCAUAUUUUGAUUAAGUAUAUCAAUGUAUUCUGUAUCUUACAUAAGAAAUAAUGACGAAACAUGCUGAAAAUUGUAUUAUGAAGUAUAUGAAAACCACUAUUUUAAAACUAAAUAAGGCAGAUAUGAAUAUAAACUUGAUGUAAUAAAGUAAAACCUAUAUAUAUGAAAUAUUUAAAAUAUGCAAACCAGGAAAAUUAAUGGAGUUUGACAAAAAAACCAAAACAGAGUAUUUUGAACAACAAAAGUCAACGUAAUUUUUUGUUUUGAUUUACAGCUGUAUGACUUAGAAAAAAAAACUAAAAUCUAAUUUAUGGCCUUCUUUACAAACAUUAAAACCAUUCAGAGUAGCACCCGGUAGAUCUUAGCAAGAAAAUACAUACAGCAAUGGUUAUAAAAAAGUACUCACGGCAAUAGAAACUAGAGAAAAAGUGAAAUAAGCAAAAAA